This is a messenger RNA of Fulvia fulva, 1080 nucleotides long. RefSeq lists its product as uncharacterized. The record is from RefSeq and is a predicted model, not a curated record. Gene Ontology annotation, cellular component: centrosome; Rad51B-Rad51C-Rad51D-XRCC2 complex; replication fork. Gene Ontology annotation, biological process: DNA strand invasion; double-strand break repair via homologous recombination. Gene Ontology annotation, molecular function: four-way junction DNA binding. The transcript has 2 exons. Lineage: Eukaryota; Fungi; Ascomycota; Dothideomycetes; Mycosphaerellales; Mycosphaerellaceae. The coding region runs from base 1 to 1080 and encodes 359 amino acids.
AUGAGUGCAGAGGAUUUGGGAAGGAGGCUUCUGGCUGAAGUGGAAGAAAUUGGUCUGGAUGAGCUUCUCAACGAUCUACGUCUACGUGAUGAUGGACCGAUAUCACGCUUUGAUUUGCCACCGCUCGACAGCAUUCUGGCGACUAUCGACCAGGCGCGAGCAUCGAAUGGCAAAACUGCCCCAACGACUUCACCCAUCGUCGAGCUCAUGUCCCUACGUCCUGAUGUCGGCACGUCAAACAUCCUAUACCACCUCACGGCCCUAGCAGUCCUUCCAAGGAACCUCGGAGGUCGCCAAUCCUGCGUUGUAAUCAUCGGCGCAGACAAUACCUUCUCCAUCCCACGCCUCGCCCAGCAAAUUAAAACCCUCGCCUUUACCAAUCGCAGCUCGGACGCUACCACCAACACCAUCAACGACGCGAUACACACCUCCCUCAAACACAUCCACAUCUUCCACCCCCAAUCCCUCCCCUCCGCAAUCGCCACCCUCAACUUUCUCCAAUCCUACCUCUUCAACGCAACCCGCCACUCUUCCUUCGACAGACCCGUUGCCUUCAUCGCCUUAGACUCCGCCUCAAGUUUCUACUGGCAAGCACGGUCUGACGCAGACGACGCUGCUCUCCUCGCCAACACUUCCGAGACUUCACAGCGGACUCCUCAGGGCUAUCCUCAUCUCACCGCAGCGCUGAAGAAUGCCUCCCGGAUUCUGCAUGCGCCGAUCAUCUAUACCACCCGCUACACUGGAUCUGGACCUCCGAAGUCCAACAACAGCAACACCGGCUUUGAGCUGGGCCCGAGAUCAUUUAGGCCCAACUUACCGCAGCCCUGGGGCACUUUGCCGAUUUUGAGGCUAGUGGUGAGGAGAAUGGAGGUUAGGAAGUUACCGGUGGGCAUCACAGUGGAGCAGGCGCAGAGAGAGGAUGAGGCGAGGAGGAAGGUGGUCGAGAAAGGGAAGUUUGAGGUCUUCGUGAAUGAGUGGGGAGUCGACGAGGCGGUUCUGAGGAAGUUGCGAGAGAAGGAGUUGGAUGGGUUUGAGGUUUAUGUCAACAAAGUGGGUCUCCAAUUGGCGGCACCAGAGUAA